CUAUUUGUCCCUUUCUCUUACUUUUAUUUUCUUCACACCUGCACACCCUCAAAAUCUCUUACACUAGAAGCUUCCACUUCGGAAUUAGGGUUUAUCGACGGGGUUUUGGGCCAUUGAAACUUACCACAAAACCCAAACCCUCGUUCUGAACCUUUAACCAUUUCCCGAUUACAACCCGUGUAGAGCUUCCCAAUGGUACGCUCCAAUGGCGCCAGGCUCCUCCGCUUGGUUUCUCGUCGCCGUCUCUCGGCAAAAGAACCCAUAUAUGGGACAGUGUUCCAAAGGAGUUAUAGGACACUGAAUUCAGGACUUUGCAAUCCAUCUAGAGUCAUCGCAAGUUAUCCUCCAAACGCUGCAGGUGGUUUUAAUUUGAAGAACUGGUUGCCACUGGGAGCAGCAAAUAAAUAUUGGGGAACAUCUAGGACCAUUCAUGGCACGGCUUCAUUGGCAAGAGACUAUUACGAUAUUCUUGGUGUCAGUAGGAAUGCAAGUGCUUCUGAAGUAAAGAAAGCAUACUAUGGGCUUGCAAAGAAGCUUCAUCCGGACACAAACAAAGAUGAUCCUGAAGCUGAAAAGAAGUUUCAAGAAGUUUCAAUGGCAUAUGAGGUUUUGAAGGAUGAAGAGAAGCGUCAACAGUAUGAUGAGGUUGGUCAUGAUGCUUAUGUAAACCAACAAAGCACUGGUUUUGGAGAUAGCAGUGGAUUUAAUCCGUUUGAGCAGAUAUUCCGUGAUCAUGAUUUUGUCAAGAACUUUUUUCAUCAGAAUAUUGGUGGAGAGGAUGUCAAGACUUUUGUGGAAUUAUCAUUUAUGGAAGCAGUCAUGGGAUGUACCAAAACUAUUACAUAUCAAACAGAUGUGCGUUGCCAAACUUGUGGUGGGAGUGGUGUUCCUCCUGGUACAAAACCUGAAACUUGUAAACGCUGUAAAGGGACAGGAAUGACAUAUGUACAAGCUGGCAUAUUUAGGAUGGAGAAAACAUGUGGUACAUGUAAGGGAAUGGGCAAAAUUGUAAAGAAUUUCUGCAAGUCAUGCAAAGGUGCAAAAGUAAUUAAAGGAACAAAGUCCGUCAAAUUGGAUAUUGCGCCUGGGAUGGACAACAAUGAAACUCUAAAAAUAUGUAGAAGUGGUGGUGUAGAUCCUGAUGGGGAUCACCCUGGUGAUCUUUAUGUUACUCUCAAGGUCCGAGAAGAUCCUGUCUUUCGUCGAGAAGGAUCUGAUAUUCAUGUAAAUGCUGUUUUAAGUAUUACUCAGGCAAUUUUGGGUGGAACCAUCCAUGUUCCAACACUCACUGGAGAUGUUGUUCUUAAGGUUCGUCCUGGUACCCAACCUGGUCAAAAGGUGGUUCUAAAAAAGAAAGGGAUCAAGUCCCGGAAUUCUUAUACAUUUGGGGAUCAAUAUGUUCAUUUUAACGUCGGCAUCCCAGCAAACCUGACAGAGAGACAACGGGAAUUGAUUGAGGAAUUUGCCAAGGAAGAGCAAGGGGAAUUCGAUAACAAAGAGAGAGCUGCUUCUGCUUCUGGAUGAAACUUCUGCAGAGUUAAAAUUAGUCAUUUAUUAACAAAUCAUGCUCAACUAGGCGGGGAAGCAACCUGCCGUUUAAGUUUUGUAGGAGAAUUAAGGAUUGGUAUUUUUUGAUCCCAUCCACUUUUGAUUGUAUGUAGUAAUAUAAUAUUAUAUCAUUUUUUUCCAUAACAAGUGAUGUUCACAAUUUCAAUUGAAUUAUAAUACAAGCUCUUGAAGCACAUGUAGACCAUAGUAAUCUAGUCUGUAAAUAAAACCCUAUAAGAAUGGGUGCAAGUCAAGAAAACUUUACUCAUCUUUGAAUCCGGGGCUAUACGCCAACGAGAUAGUUCUUCAAUUGGAAUAAAAAUAUUACCACUUUUACGUU
Molecule: messenger RNA, 1888 nt
Organism: Arachis ipaensis
Lineage: Eukaryota; Viridiplantae; Streptophyta; Magnoliopsida; Fabales; Fabaceae
Product: chaperone protein dnaJ GFA2, mitochondrial
Biological process (GO): protein refolding; response to heat
Cellular component (GO): cytoplasm
Molecular function (GO): heat shock protein binding; ATP binding
Source: RefSeq, a predicted model, not a curated record